UGUCAAAAAAUCUUAAAUUUAAUAUUGUUCCAUUUCUUGACGUUCAUUUUUUUGACAAAAGCUUGAUUUAUAAUUAUCAGAGUUUUAAUUAUAAUAAUUUAAUAUUAUACUGACAGUGAUUAAUUGAAAAUGGAUCCAAUAGCAGUUUUACAAAACAGAAUAGAACAGUUAGAAGCGAAGUUAGGUUUGGCUCCAAAUAUGCCUUUGGAGAGCCAACAAGGAGAUUCGGCUACAAUAAAUUUAUUAAAUGCAGCUCAAGCUAUUAACAAUGCAACUGCUGGUCAUGAGAAACUAUCAGAAGCUAUGCAAAUAGCUACGGAAUUAAAUAAUUACACUGAUCCAAAUUUGAUUGAAAACAUUCAACAGCAAAACAUACAAAUGCAAGAAGUGUCUGCAGCAGAACCCAUCUUGAGACACCACUGUCAUUGUAUGCAUCGGUGCAAGCAAGCCGCACCAGUUUUGGAGUCAGAAGCUAUCCAGAAAGUCCCUCAAAUGCAAGAAGUGGUUGAUAACAUGCAUGCUGCUGCAGCAGAGGUUAAGACUGAAGCUGAUGUGGUAUCUUUGGGAGUGCAACAGUUAGCAGAAACGUGUGGCGCAGCUGCAUCCAAUGCUUCAGAGCAACUUACAAAUAUAGCACAGAAAGUUGAACAAGUUGAGCAAAAGAUGUUCCCCAAAAGAAGAAAUGGACUUGACUGAGAGUUGACAAGUAUUAUUCUUUUUGGUGCUUCUUCAAAUUUUGUUGUAACCUAAUUUUAUUAUGAUUUUUUAAUUUUAUUCUACUUUAGAGCUUUACUAAAUUAUUUUGUAUUCAUGAAAAAUUAAAUGUCCUU
Molecule: messenger RNA, 830 nt
Organism: Achroia grisella
Lineage: Eukaryota; Metazoa; Arthropoda; Insecta; Lepidoptera; Pyralidae
Exons: 4
Coding region: 130-696 (188 amino acids)
Biological process (GO): cytoskeleton-dependent cytokinesis
Cellular component (GO): dynactin complex
Source: RefSeq, a predicted model, not a curated record